Molecule: messenger RNA, 731 nt
Organism: Rhincodon typus (whale shark)
Lineage: Eukaryota; Metazoa; Chordata; Chondrichthyes; Orectolobiformes; Rhincodontidae
Product: signal-induced proliferation-associated 1-like protein 3
Exons: 4
Source: RefSeq, a predicted model, not a curated record
CACACUAAAUUGCAGACCGGGACAGGCCCCUCAUGUUUACAAGACCCCACCUGCGGAAGUAUCUAAGCCACCGGCAGUGCAUGCCCAGCUCUCGGCCUCUGCCCCCAAAUCUUUCUACUCCUAUCAAAAUGUGAAGAAUAUGUGCCCAACUGGGUGGAAAAAACCAACCACUACCCCGUGCCGAUCAUCUGGAUUCACAGAAACAAAAAUAACUUCCAGCGUUGCCUCUACGAAUGUCUUUGGACAGCCCAGGUUGCGAGCAUCACUCAGAGACCUCCGAUCACCACGCAAGUCCCACAAAUCAACCCUUGAAGAAGAUUUAAAGAAGCUAAUUUUGCUGGACAACCCUUUGCCAGAGCAAGAUAAAGAAAUGCUUCAUUCUUCACGAAAGACGCUGCAGAGGACUCUGUCAGAUGAAAGCAUCUGCAGUGGACGGAGGGAAGCCGGUUUCUCCAGUUCCCAGAUUGCAGCUCUUGACCAGGCACUGCCCAACGAUGUGAUCUUCACCAGCACAUACCCUUCACAAACACUGCCCACACGCAGAUUAACCCAGCCUCCAGCAGCAAUAAAUCUUGAAAAGAAAUCUAACAUGUCUGCCUCCGAGCUGUCCUUGACUGAUGUACGUGACCGAAUUCCUGUGCGUCGUACCGAUCCAGGACUGAUGCCUCUUCCGGACACAGACUCCGAGUUGGAAUGGUCCAGUCUGGUCAAUGUUGCCAAAGCAUACGAAG